Molecule: messenger RNA, 2766 nt
Organism: Trypanosoma conorhini
Lineage: Eukaryota; Euglenozoa; Kinetoplastea; Trypanosomatida; Trypanosomatidae
Exons: 1
Coding region: 1-2766 (921 amino acids)
Cellular component (GO): mitochondrion
Source: RefSeq, a predicted model, not a curated record
AUGCUGCAUUGCAGUCGGCUUCUUGCUAAGAAACGACCCCCGCCUCUGGGUUACAGUCCCAGGGACUUUUCGAAGAAGUUGCACUCACCGCGGGCGUCAAAGCCGUGGCGCAACCGCCACGUUUUAUCUGGUGGGCAAAUUGAGGUCUCGUCAAGUUUCGAGCAUGCUGCACAUGCGGAUCUCUCUACACGUCCUCCUCUUGGCAUUUAUGACGCAAGGGUAAUUCCUGCCGCGGACACCACGGUGACGGCGACUGCCCGUGCGGCGCUUCCAGAAUCUGCGGAGGAUGCAACCGCACCUCAAAGCAUGUCACUUGUCGAACAAGAAAGAGAUUUGGGUAUCGCGGCGGCAUCGUCCUCAACGGCUCCAUUAGCGACACUUCCGUUCGGGAGGGGGCUGGAGCUGAAGGUGGAUAAUGUGAAGACGCACAGCGAGGGUCCGAUUCCCCUGCACCUGCAGCAGUUCCGUCGCACUCGUCGUGAGGCGGCGGAGUCUAUCCUUCUUCCCCGUCACAUCAACCAUUUGUUUCACAAAAUUAUGGGUUGGACGGAAGACGCCGUGGAGGUGGAUGCGGAGUCGGCGCCGCUUGGGGCCGCGGCCGACGCCACCGCGAAAGCAGGUGAGCUGCAACCUCAGUUGCAGAAGGAUGCACCGCUUUUGCGCAAAAAAUAUGACGAACUCACCGAUAAGAUGAAAUACGGUGUGCUGCUGGAGAGCUACGAAAAGGACAAGUUUGCGAUUGAGCACCAGUUGGAGAUUGCUGGUGAGCGGUUUGAGCGAAAGUUCCUGGAGUGGGAGGGAAUGCACGUGCUGGACCAAGAUUCCGCGGCCGCCAUGCAAGGAGUGCUGGAAAACAAGAGUUCUAUCGUCAUGGAUAUGCCAUCCUCCUUUCACAUUCCUGUCGUGAACCGCGACUGCUGCAAAGGCUGUGGGGCACUUUUGCAGGACAAGGACGAGAAUGCAUUCGGAUAUGUGCGUCGUGGGGAUGUGGAAAGGUACAUCAUGGACCGACAAGCCAAGAUGAAGGCGCGGGCCGAGUACGCGGAUCGCAUGUCAGAACUACAAGCCCAUUGGAAAAAACAUGGCCGCCGCGUCGGGGAAGAGUGGCUGGACUUCAUGACUCAGGAGGAGUUUGACGCCUUUUACAGGGACCAAAGCAAACCCUUUGUAUGUCACCGCUGCCACGCAUUGGAGAACCUCGGCGUCGAGGGACGCCGUCAGGUUUGGUCGGCCCCAGAUUUCACAGAGAAGUUGCGGGCCCUGCGGGAAAAGAAGUGCGUGGUGGUGCUCGUUGUCGACAUCACAGACUUUCCUGGAACGAUGGUUUAUGAUCUUCCAGGUCUUAUAUCGAUGAACAAUGACGUUAUUAUAGCCGUAAAUAAAAUGGACUGCAUUCGGAAUCGUUCCUUUAACUAUAGUCACAAAGACAGGGCCAUUGCCGCCCGACUAGUAACUGAGCGGUAUGUGCGUCAAUGGGUGACGAGCAUAGCUUUGCAGUUUGGUCUGCCUCGCCACCAGAUAAAGGAUGUUAUUCCCAUCUCUGCUAAACGUGGGUGGAAUGUGGAGGCGCUUAUUGCGGCCGUGGAAGGGGCAUCGAAUCUGAAUCUGACGCGCCCGAUAAAGCCCAUGCCAACUUACUUUGUGGGGGUAGCAAAUGUUGGUAAAUCUUCUGUCAUUAAUGCCAUCGCCCACAAACUUUACAUACCAGUUCCACCGCACCCGGAAAGUCGUAAGAUUUACUACACAAAGAAAUCCAAAGAUGGAACGGAAUCAGUUUUUUGGCGCUGGUACACUCCUCCUGAUGUAAAUCAGGCGGAGAUGAUUGACAUUCCCUCGCGCCAUGACAAGAAGGCAUCAAAGUUGCUGACUGUUUCUUCUCUUCCUGGAACUACGGUGGAGGCGAAUGCGGUCCGUGUUUCGUUAACGAAGGGGGCACCAGGUGACGCAGCUUACCUGUUUGACACACCGGGGCUUCUUCCCCACUGGCAUCAUUCUUCUCCUCUGACCUUGCUGCAGAUGCGCCGCACACUCAUUCGCAAGUAUCGGAAUCCACAAUGUUUUAUACUGACGCCUGGAAACACCCUUUUGCUUAGUGGUUUGGCGGCCAUCGAUGUGGUGAAGGGGACAUCGCGUGGGAUGCUUUUUAUGGUCUACACCUCUCAGAAGGUUCGCAGCGCUAUUGUAAAUACCGAGCGCUCUGAUGAAUUUUGGAAGGAACAACUUGGAAAGGCGCUGGAUCCGCCUGGCUCAUUGGAGCAGCUUGGUGAUCUUCGUUUAACAGACUCUAAAAGCUACCUUUUUGAGUGCUACCCUCGACAUCGUCGCCGUCCGAAGGCAGACGUGUACGUUUGUGGCAUUGGUUGGACAUCUUUUUGCGUGAAUGAGGCAUGUGACGUGGUACUUCGUGUGCGUACACUGCCGGGUGUUAUCCAUGGUGUGCGGGAGCCGCUGCGCUACAAGGACCUGCUGGCAUUUCGCGGUUGGCCCAAGUUGAAGCGACGUUUCACUACGGCCGGUCUUCCCAAUGAAGAGGGAGACUGGGAAGAUUCCAUCGCCACCGUUGUUCGUCUCACCGCCGGUGGGUCAGAUAACGAAACAAAUGCGACUGGCGUCAACAAAGGCGGGGAGGCACCGGGGGCGAAAGUGGUACGCAAGGCGAUACUUCCGCGACAUGUUGCUGCGUCAACGACGGCUUUUGACGCUGUGCUGGCGGAUCUCACUUUGAAUGGGAGUGUCAUGCCCGCAAAGGGAGCGGACCCAGAGUAG